AUGAGAGGGCGCUGGAGCUGGAGGGCUCCAGAGUGGCGCCUUUGCGUGGAACGCCCUGGGCUUUUGUACGGCGGCGGCCGGGUGCAGGGUAUGUUUUACAGCCCGAAGAGCUGCUUUGAGAAGGCUUUGGAGCUGAAUCCCAGGGAUGCGAAUGCCUGGUGCAACUUGGGGAACUUGGGGGGAAAUGCGAGCUACAUGGAGAUGGCCUGCUACCUAAAGGCCCUGGCCGUGGACCCCCAAAACGCCGUGGCUUGGUACAACCUGGGCCUCCACGGAGGGCUGCAAGGGAUGACAGAAGGCCAGUGCUUUCGGAAGGCCAAGAAGGAGUUUGAGGGAAAGCUGCAGGUCGAUGCUGCGAGCUUGAGCCUCUCCGUGACGGAAGAGGACUUCCGAAGUUUGGCCCAGGAGCUGUUCCACGGGAAAUCGAGCCAAAGCUUCGAGGAGGCCACGUGUCGGCUCUUCGGCACCUGCCAUCCGCCCUCCAAGGAUUGCCUGGAAGAGGCGCAGUCCCUGUCCCUUUCCUGGCGGCGCCAGCUGAAACAGAAGCAUCCGGAGGUCCCGGCCAAGGUUUCCGAGAUGGUGGUGGAGGGUGCGGCGGUGGCGCUCAUGAAGCCCGCUGACUCUUCUGCAGUCUUCAGCCGCUCUGUCGUGAAGGAGGCGGUGUGCACGGCCAAGAGCAACUGGCAGUUGGAGAGGCGCCGCCACCCUUCCAAGGCCCGUCGGCUCCUGGAGGAUCCCUGCGAAUCCGUGGCGAAGCUCUGGAGCCUGGGGCCCAGGGCGACGCCAGGACACAGGCUCGGUCUCAUCCUUGCUUCGUGCACGGCGGCGGUGGCGUUCUUGUCUCUAUCCCUCUCCGUCCUCCUCCUCUGCAGGCGUCGGUCCAACCCCUACCUGGCCUUGCCGCAAUCGGACGCGGAGAUGGAGACUGAGGGCCAGGACGGAGUACUCCCGGUGCAUCUCUUGGCGGCACCGCGCUGCGUUCGUUCUUUUCAAUUCUUCCCACUUGGGGAGGCUGUGCCGUGA
This is a messenger RNA of Symbiodinium sp. CCMP2456, 1023 nucleotides long. Lineage: Eukaryota; Dinophyceae; Suessiales; Symbiodiniaceae. The record is from the annotation of a GenBank genome assembly.